AUGACGUCCCGGCCAUUUGGUCGCUGCCGCUGGUACUGCCGCCUCCUGGGCCGCCUCUGCGCCUUGGCGCUGCUGCUCGAGGCAGCUCGCCAGGCCUACGAGAUCCGGCUCUGGGCCAUCAAAGACUAUGGCCCGGUGAUCCACGAGUUUGAUCCGUGGUUCAACUAUCGAGCCACUGAGUACUUGGCAACGCAGGGGUGGAACAAGUUCUUUACCUGGUUCGAUCAUCAGUCCUGGUAUCCCUUGGGCCGGCCAGUGGCAACGACCAUCUACCCGGGAAUGCAGAUCACGGCUGUCGCUCUGUGGCAGCUGCUGCAGCAUACCUGGACGCUGAACGAGGUGUGCUGCUACAUGCCAGCCUGGUUCGGGGCAGCGGCCUCAGUGCUGGGUGGCCUGCUAGCGGCGGAGUGCUCGGGCUCUUUGAGCGCCGGGGUGGUGGGGGCCUUUUGCAUGGCCUUGGUGCCUGCGCACCUCUCCCGGUCCGUGGGGGGAGGCUUCGACAACGAGUCCGUGGCCAUCUCCCCCCUCUGCUGCGCCUUUUGGCUGUGGUGCCGGAGCCUUCGCAGCCGGCGCUCCUGGCCGGUGGCGGCGGGCGCUGGGCUCGCGUAUGGCUACAUGGCGGCGUGCUGGGGUGGCUACAUUUUUGUGCUGAACAUGGUGGGCCUGCACGCGGCAGUGCUCAUGCUGCUGGGCAGCCGGGGCAACCUCUACGCUGCCUACUCGCUGUUCUUCGUGGUGGGGACGUUCAGCGCCAUGCAGGUGCCCAUGGUGGGCUGGGCACCCCUGCGAUCCACGGAGCAGCUGGGGCCGCUGGGGGUGUUCCUGGCGCUGCAGUUGCUUCAGGCCUACAAAGUCCUGGCCGCCCGCUUUGGUCCGCAGCUCCCGGCGGUCUUGGCGGCGCUGGGGGCGCUGGCAGUCUUGGUGGUUGCCCUCCUGGACCCGUCAGGCCUCUUCAGCCCCUUCUCGGUGCGGGUGAGGGCCCUCUUCGUGAAGCACACGAAGACGGGGAACCCCUUGGUGGACUCGGUGGCGGAGCACCAACCUGGGAGCCCAGACGCCUACUGGAACUACCUAGGCCAGCUGUGCUACGUGGCACCUCUGGGCCUUUUGGUUCUGGUGCAGCAGGCGGCCACUGGCACCCGCAGAGAUGCUGGGAUCUUCCUGCUGCUGCUGGCAGCGGUGGCUUACUUCUUCGCCUCAAAGAUGAAGCGGCUCAUCAUCCUCCUGGCACUGCCCGGGUCGGCCCUCACCGGCAGCUUCCUGGGCCGAGCCUUCGACUGCGCCGUGGCGGCCAUCGACCCGGACCAAUCGAAGGCGCCUUUCAGCAGCCCAGUGCGUUUGGCCAAAGUGACGGCGCUGGGAUCGCUGGCCUUGGCGCUGCGACCGCGGGUGGAGGAGUUCCUAGACUUUUGCCACGACAAGGCGCGAUGGAGCUUGUCUCACCCGCAGAUAGUCACGAAGGCCAGGAAUGGUGCGCUGAUUGACGACUACCGGCAGGCGUAUGUCUGGCUGAGGGAGAACACGCCGGAGGACGCUCGCAUCAUGGCCUGGUGGGACUAUGGGUACCAGAUCGCAGGCAUUGCAAACCGCACCACACUGGCGGACGGCAACACUUGGAACCAUGAACACAUCGCCUUGCUGGGUCUGUGCCUGUCAUCUCCCAUCCCGGAGGCGCACAAGAUUGCGAGGCACCUGGCGGAUUAUGUGCUGGUCUGGGCGGGCGGGGGUGGGAAGGAUGACGUGGGGAAGUCAAAGCACAUGGCGCGCAUCGCCAAUUCGGUGUACCCUGGGCACUGCGCGGAAGAGGACUGCGACGACUAUGGGGUCUUCCCAGACGGCAAGCCCAGCCAGAUGAUGGGGCAGUCAUUGGUGUACAGCUUGUGCCGCGCCAAGUUGGAGGGACAAUUCUUCCAGGAGGUCUACGUGAGCGCCAACCGGCGGGUGCGCAUCGCGCGGGUGCUGGAGGUGUCGUCUGGCUCCCGCGCCUGGGCGGGGGAUCCCCGGAAUCGGCGCUGCGACGCGGGCGGCUGGUUCUGCCCGGGGCAGUACCCGCCGGAGCUCCUGGAGCUGUUCAACAACAAGACCACGGCCCAAGAGGCUUUGGAGUACCAGGAGGCCUACGAAGAGCGGUGCCAGCGGCAGCAGGCCAGCAAGCCCGCGCCCAAUGGGCCCAACCUGCCGGAGGGAAGUUACCUAGACUCCUGCCGCGGCUGCUCGCUGGAGCCUCGCCCCGCUUCGGCUGGGCGCCUGGUCUGCAGCCAUUGCCGGCUGCCGGGCUCGCCCUCCAUGCCCUCCUGGCUUGACCUGGAUGAGUGCCCGCUUCACGUCAACAACAUCCAGGGGAGGUUGGAGUGCGAGCCCAAGCCCAAUGAGCCAGACAUCCCGGAAGGCGGGUACCGCCAGUCCUGCCGCGGCUGCAGCUCCGCGGAGGGGGUUCUGCGGUGCAGCCACUGCGCCACCGCCGGGGGCCGCAACCGUCGCAGCGCCUUCGAGCUGCGGCGCUGCCCCGAGCCCGGGAUGCUGGAGAACCAGGACGGGGUGCUCAGCUGCCGGGGCUUGAUCCACUCGGCGGAGGUGCCGGAGGGCAAGUACCUAGCAUCCUGUCAGGGCUGCAAGGUGUCUGCGGAGCUGGUGGUGUGCGCUCUCUGCUCCAAGGCCGACGGGCGCCAGGUGGAAGCCUCUUCUCCACCCUGCGAGGGAGAGCUCGAGAACCAGGAUGGGACGCUGGUGUGUGCAGGCGGCCUCGAUGGGCCAUACAGAAGGAGCUGUGGGGAGUGCAGGCAGCAAAAGGAUGAGCUCAGCUGCAGUUGCUCUCAAUCCUCCGGCCAGCAGCGUCGCUCCUCUUACCAGGUCUCCCGGUGCAAGGCACCAGCGGAGCUGCACAACGUUGAGGGCAGGCUGACGUGCCUAGGGGUCCCGAAUGCGGAGCACCUGCCCGGCGGCGAGUACCAGCAGAGCUGCCAGGGCUGCCGGGUGUCCCAGGGCUCCCCGGCGGUGCUGGCCUGCAGCCACUGCCUCAGCGAGGAUGGCCGGCAGCUGGAGAGUGCGCUGCCGCUCCAGGACUGUUUGGCCAACCGGAUGAGGCUGCAGAACCUCAACGGCGCGCUGGUUUGCAGAGAGAAAACCGACCGAGAACCGCGGCAAGGGCACCGGGAGAUCCACACGUGUCCACAAGGAGUCCGCAAGCAGCGCACAGCACAUUGUGUUUCUUGCCAGGGCACUUGA
Messenger RNA from Effrenium voratum, 3225 nucleotides. Lineage: Eukaryota; Dinophyceae; Suessiales; Symbiodiniaceae. The record is from the annotation of a GenBank genome assembly.